Xenopus laevis (African clawed frog) is the source of this 4566-nucleotide messenger RNA. RefSeq names its product cadherin 12, type 2 (N-cadherin 2) L homeolog (gene cdh12.L). Lineage: Eukaryota; Metazoa; Chordata; Amphibia; Anura; Pipidae. Gene Ontology annotation, cellular component: adherens junction; catenin complex; plasma membrane. The record is from RefSeq and is a predicted model, not a curated record. The transcript is spliced from 16 exons. Gene Ontology annotation, biological process: cell morphogenesis; cell-cell adhesion mediated by cadherin; cell-cell adhesion. Gene Ontology annotation, molecular function: beta-catenin binding; calcium ion binding; cadherin binding. Bases 919 to 3405 code for a protein of 828 amino acids.
UGGUUAACACUGUACAUAACCUCCUCACAAAUUGCACAGCUUCAGCAGCAACACAUCCAUUAGUCUGGAAAAGACAGCGUUCCCAAGUGGCUCCUGUGCUUUUCCCCCCAAUUCUCUUGUCACAGACCAAUCCUCAGUGUGCUUUUUCCUGUAUGUAGGGAGUGUUCAGCACUAAUCGGGUCAAUGAUCAUCCCAAGACUCAAGGGACCUGAAAGGAGCUUUAGUUAGAGGAUACCUCGGACCAGGGCUCGGCUGGCAGAAAAUAUUACACUGAAGCAAACAGCUCACUUGCAGCACUAUCUUACCCACUACGGGAGAACGUCUUCGGAUUCCAGCUUCUCUUUUUUUCCCUUUGGCUCCAGUAAAAGGCCGGAUAAAAAUAAAAGACAGCACAAAACAAGCAGCAUCUGUGCCGUGUGGCUUUUGGAUCCUUCAGAAUCAGAGACUCUGCUUCUUGAUUCCACUGCUGUAGGGCAGAAGGCAUCUCAAUAAGCUCCUCCUUUAAUGAAGCAGUGACCUCCUGUAGCAUGGUCUUGAGCUCCGAUCGAGAUGGGAGGUUAGCCAGGGAUACGCUUUUUCCUCUCUUUUCGCACAUGACCGGAUUAGGUGUAUUUGAUUGGUGAUGUCUUUUUUCACAUGACCUGGUUAAAUUCACGUGAUUGGAAAUCAAUUGAAAAAAGGCAAUGCACAGAGUUAGCAACAAAAGGUUGAACCCUGAAUGAGGAACAUGACACAUACUUUAAAGUUCUGAAAAGGAUAUGCAUUUGCUGUUAAUUUUCUUAAACUGUUGAAGCUGUUGGAAAAUUAGAUCUGCACCUUCAUUUUGAAAUUAUGCACCCAGGAAUGGAUAUAAAUGUGACGGCAAAGUUGUCAGCUGGAGAAGUAAUAUAUCAUUGUACAUUACCACAGUAAAAGUCCAUGUUGCAUGGUGAAGGUAAAAAAGUUCAAAGCUGGAUCCUAGAACUUUGCUACACGUAUUGGAAUUGUAACUACCCAGCUGUAGGGAAGUCUUUUCCAAUGCUAACAAGGAACUCCUUAUCGCUGCUUCUCUGGUUCUUUUUUGAUGGAGGUCUUUUAACACCAUUGCAGUCACAAGAGCCACCACAGAUUUCAUCACUGAAGCAGAGAGAAAAUGCUAUUAUUACAAUGCCAGGACGAAGAUCAGCUGCUCAGCGAGUUAAACGGGGCUGGGUAUGGAAUCAGUUUUUCGUGCUUGAAGAAUAUAUGGGUUCUGAACCACAGUAUGUGGGAAAGCUUCAUUCUGACUUGGACAAGGGAGUUGGGUCAGUAAAGUAUACUCUACUAGGAGAUGGGGCUGGAACAAUCUUUACAAUUGAUGAUACAACAGGGGACAUCCAUGCAAUUAAAAGCUUGGACAGAGAAGAAAAGCCCUUCUACACAUUACGUGCACAAGCUGUGGAUAUAGUUAAUGGAAAACCUGUGGAACCAGAAUCAGAAUUUAUUAUCAAAGUGCAGGACAUUAACGAUAAUGAGCCAAAAUUUCUUGAUGGCCCUUAUGCAGCCAGUGUUCCUGAAAUGUCGCCAGUUGGUGCUUAUGUGCUUCAGGUGAAAGCUACAGAUUCAGAUGACCCAACUUAUGGAAGCAGUGCAAGAGUGGUUUACAGUAUCCUUCAGGGACAACCUUAUUUUUCAAUUGAUCCUAAGACAGGAGUCAUCAGAACAGCAUUACCAAACAUGGACAGAGAAGUGAAAGAACAGUAUCAAGUACUUAUCCAAGCAAAGGACAUGGGAGGACAGCUGGGAGGAUUAGCAGGAACUACCACUGUCAAUAUCACUCUCACUGAUGUCAAUGACAAUCCACCCCGCUUCCCCAAGAGUAUAUUUCACUUAAAAGUACCAGAGGCUUCUCCAGUCAGAUCGCCAAUUGGAAGAAUACGUGCCGUUGAUCCUGAUUUUGGAAGAAAUGCAGAAAUUGAAUACAGCAUUGUUCCGGGGGAUGGAGGAAAUCUGUUUGAUAUCAAAACAGAUGAUAACACACAAGAAGGGAUUAUUUUUCUUAGAAAGACACUUGACUUUGAGACCAAGAAAGCAUAUACAUUUAAAGUAGAAGCCACCAAUGUUCAUCUGGACCACCGUUUCAACUCUGUUGGGCCAUUUAAAGACAUCGCUACUGUGAAAAUAAAUGUUUUAGAUGUUGAUGAACCUCCCAUUUUCAGCAAACCUUUCUAUACGAUGGAAGUGUACGAGGACACCCCCACUGGCACAAUUAUAGGAGCUGUAACAGCACAAGACCUUGAUAUUGGAGCCAGUCCAGUUCGAUAUUCUAUUGAUGCCAAGUUUGAUGCUGACAACAACUUUGUAGUAGAUGCUAAUGAGGGAACAGUGGCAACACAUGCAUUGCUGGAUAGAGAAAGUGUUUCACAAUUUAACAUAUCUAUUAUUGCAAGUAAAGUUAGCAAUCCUCAGUUGGCCAGCCUAGUGAAAAUUAUCAUAAAUGUUUUGGAUAUCAAUGAAUUUGCACCAGAAGUAUAUUUGCCCUAUGAGACAAGAGUCUGUGAAAAUGCCAAACCAGGACAGAUCAUCCAAAUUAUUGGUGCCGUUGACAGAGACAUGUCACCAGCAGGACAGACUUUUUCCUUCAGACAGCCACCUGAUGCUUCUGCAAACUCCAAUUUUACUAUCCUUGACUACAAAAAUAACACAGCUGGGAUACAAGCACAAAGGCAUGGAUACAGCCGUAGAAGGAAAGAAUUUUAUCUCCUCCCAGUGGUUGUAGAGGACAGCAGUUAUCCUAUUCAGAGCAGCACAAGCACAUUGACUAUUAGAGUUUGCAGAUGUGAUUCUAAAGGUGUUGUUUUGUCUUGCAACGUUGAAGCUAUUUUUUUACCAGUAGGGUUAAGCACUGGUGCUUUAAUAGCAAUCUUACUGUGCAUCAUUAUACUUUUAGUUAUAGUUGUACUUUAUGUGGCAUUACGACGCCAGAAAAAGAAAGAUGCCCUAAUGACCUCAAAAGAAGAUAUAAGAGACAAUGUCAUUCAUUAUGAUGAUGAGGGUGGUGGCGAAGAGGACACUCAGGCAUUUGACAUUGGUGCUCUUAGAAAUCCAAAGGUAAUAGAAGACCAUAAAGUUCGCAGAGACAUAAAGCCAGAACAUCUUUGUUUGCCUCGUCAAAAGCCACCAUCAGAAUUUAACACUGACAUUAGAGUUUUUAUUAACGAGAAGCUACAAGAGCACGAUACAGAUCUGAAUGCACCUCCAUAUGACUCAUUAGCAACAUAUGCUUAUGAAGGAACUGAAUCUGUAGCUGAAACUCUAAGUUCAAUAGAGUCACAAAGUGUGGAGAUGGAUCAAGAAUAUGAUUUUCUAAGUGACUGGGGACCUCAUUUUAAAAGCUUGGCAGAAAUGUUUGGAAAAGAAAAUUAUAAUCUGGACAAAAUAACUUAAUAUUCAGAAAAGAACAAUGGCAAACAAUUAAAAGCUUUACCUGGACUAUGUAAAAAGAACACAAACACAAUUUUAUAUUAAACUAUUUAUCAUUCUUUUUUUUCUGUGUGUGUCACAGAGAGAUUGAUCCCGAAAUGAAAGUGCACACGUUAUGCGAUUUUCAUUAAAACUGAGAAAAACUCAGGUCUAUAACAUACAUUUAAGACAUGACAACUGUGGCAUCAAGGUGGAAAGAGAGGCAGAUUUUUUUCUUAAUUCCACUAAAGUGCCUAUUGAAACUUUGAGAUUUGAAAUGCUAGUACUGAUGUAUGCAAUCUAACUAGAAUAUACAUUUUACCUUCCACACAUUUUUCCCUUAAAUAGAACAUUUUAUAAUGUUUGUUCUGGAAAAUCCUACCUGAAAAAAAUUCUUACAUUAAUGUUUGUUGCCACUACAGAUGUUAUUAUUUUCAACACUGAGAAGAUUUUAUUGAUAGAUCACACCUCCUAUUUGCUUAAAAUAAAAAUAUUUAAUAUACAGUGGGGAAAAAACAAAUAAAUAUGGAAUAUGUUUCCAUGCCAAAAUGUAAUCAUUACUUGUAUUUGAAUAUUGGUUAUUUUAGUUGUGGAAAACCAUUCCAUCAUUUUCAAGGCAUGGGUCUAGCUAACAUAUAUAUAUAUAAAAAAAUAUUUCCAAGUGCUCUAUACUGUAGCUAAUUAUUUUAUUUAGCAAUUUUCUUCUAAUAUGGGUAUGUGUCUAAAGCAUUAAAUGUCAUACGAUUAUUCAUUAAUAGUUAUUUUGAACAUUGUUUAACCACACUUUUCCUGGAUUUACCUUAAUUGAUUAACCAAAGGUUAAAAUUGUAGUUCCCGAAAUUGUAGGCCCCCAAAGCCAGCAGCUCCAUUAAAUUUGAAAAUAAUUUCCUUAUAUAAUAUAACAGCAAUAGGACUGAGGGGGAUGCUAUUUAUUUUUUAAAAAAAUAUUUCUAGUUUUAGUUUUGCUCAUUUGAAGAAAAAAAACCUCAAAAUUCUUGAAUGAGUGUUUUUUUGCAGUGCUAAAAUGCAGUGAACUCCCAUUCUACCACUUAUUGCUUCCUUGAAUUGCUGUAAAAACAAAAUUAAAUAGUUAAGUUGGGUUGAAAAAAGACCAUCAAGUUCAAACCCUCCAAAUGAAACACACUC